Ectocarpus sp. CCAP 1310/34 is the source of this 1304-nucleotide messenger RNA. The record is from the annotation of a GenBank genome assembly. NCBI's taxonomy places the organism in Eukaryota, Phaeophyceae, Ectocarpales, Ectocarpaceae.
AUGACGUUCUUCUGGAGGCGAGUCCUCGAUCAAAAGUUCGCUCAAGCCGUCAGAAACGCGUGGCUCCUGUUCUUCGAGUGGGCCGGGGUGCUAGCCACGCAGUGUACCGCGGCGUUGGAGGCGGCGACACGAGCCGGGCGUGUGGGUAAUGCCGGGGACGCCGGGGAAGCCGGAGAGGGAGGGGCGGCGGCGGGCAGUUGCGACCUCACGGUGGCAGAGCUCCAAGAAUUUCAAUGCCUAGUCGAGAAGGCUAUUAAGAUGGAGCGUAUUGACUGGGACCGUAGGUUCGCGAAUCUCCUCAUGUCCUUGUGUAACGUGGGUCACGGUGGGAAGGGGGCAAGGCGCACGACGACAGUGGAGUCGUACCGCGUGAAAGGCGCACGCGGUCAGCAUGUAUGCUAUGGGGGGGCUUGCAAAAAGACGGCCGAGAGAACGUACAAGCCAAUCAAUNAUGCCGGGGACGCCGGGGAAGCCGGAGAGGGAGGGGCGGCGGCGGGCAGUUGCGACCUCACGGUGGCAGAGCUCCAAGAAUUUCAAUGCCUAGUCGAGAAGGCUAUUAAGAUGGAGCGUAUUGACUGGGACCGUAGUAAAGUACCGGAAGCGCAUGUUGCCGCUAAAAAGUGGGCCGCAGAGAGAACGUACAAGCCAAUCAAUUGGUUUGGAUCGCCGCCCGAGUAAUUCAUUGUGAUUAUGUGUGUCCCAGGCAAGUGUUUUGAAGUGCCAGAAAAUGCGUCGCCGCCACCGUCAGAAGACUAUCGGGGGGGGUCCAUACAAGUUAGUCGACAAGCAGGCCUGUUGCAACGACCUUCUGUCUGUAGCUUGACUAGGUGAUAGUUGAAUCGGAGUUGUCAUUGUCAUUGUUUGCAUGCUACGGUGUCAAGAUGCCGCCCGGUGCGGCGGUUGGUAUGCACUCGAAAGACGCAGAGAAUAGUAGGAGGCAGGAGGGAUUUCUUCAUGGGUACCUCGUACAACCCCCUGCUCUUAUUUCGCUACUCGGGUGCCAGGGUUAGGGUUGGUCUGGCAUGCGUUAGCAAUGUCAGCGUUCCGGGUUGGAAUGGAAGCGUAGGUUCAUGUGCCAACAGGCGGGCGAGUGCCCUGCGCCAAUGGAAGAAGUCUUGCGCAUGCAAAAAAUGCGGAAAGGUGUUACGACUCAUGUAUAUCGUAAAUUGAACAACACGCAUACACUCAUGCUUUUAUUGGUACCGCGGACACUCUGUUUGUCAGGUGCCGUUCCCUAUCAUGGUGGCAAGAGCGAAGAGGCACGUGUCGUGUAAUGCCUGUUGAAAUGUUGUUUGGGCACAAUC